ACAACCACAAAUUUCAUUUCCAUCUUCUUCGCCCCGACCAGAUUUUUACAACAAAAUAUUUUUUUUCUUCUCCACAGGCAAAGAUGCUUCGUGUAAGCGCUUGCGACGUCCGACAACUACCCAGCCCCACAAACAGUGAUCAUAAUAAGACUGUUAACACCUCGAAGAAGCAUCAGCGUCCGACAGAGGAAGGUGGUGAUGUUCAGGAAAACGCAGUGCUUGUGAGAGCGAAAAGAGGGAGGAAGACGAAAUCGAUACCCGAAGAAAGUUGGGACAACUCCUCUUUUUUUGCCUUUGUCACGGCUUCCAAUUUGGAAGCAGAUGCUCUGUAUCUUCCACAAGAUUUCACAAGCUCUAGUGGUCUACCAAAAUUUUUUUGCAAGGUUGUUUUAACUGAUGGUAGGGGUAACUCAUGGGAACUGGAACUGAGGUACGACAAAUCCUCUAAUAGCUUUUACAUGAGCAGAGGUUGGAGACAUUUCUGUGAUGAACUGGGCAAAAAGGUAGGAAGUGUGUUUACCUUCGAACUAAUGAAAGAGUGGGGAACGCCUUUUCUCAGCUUCUCCCCUUCCAAAGCUACUCUCUGUUAUGAAACUUCAGAAAACCUGGACCAUUUUGUGACAUUAAAUCUCUCAUAUGACAGUCUCAAAAACUGCAGAUUGUAUCUUCCAUCGGGAAACAUGAGAAGAAAUGGCUUGGACGAAUCAAGGCUGGUAACACUACUGGGAAAAGAUGGUACAAGGACGAUCGCAAAUCUUGUACGGGAAACCUCAGGAAGAAACUUUGGGAGACUGAGUUUGGGGAAAGCUUGGAGGGAAUUUGCUCUAGCAAAUAAUUUGGAGGUUGGUGAAAACUUUACACUGGAGUGCAUCUGGGAAAAUGCAACUCCUAUCCUCAGGUUGUCCGAUACAAAGCCUAGAAGAUACAUAAAAAGGGGACCCAAACCGAAAUUUUCAGGAUUUUGCAAGAAAGUGUCUGCUUCCAGUGCAGCUAAGGAUGGAAAAGAACGUGAGAAAGGCAAGAACAUAGAGGAGCCGAUCAAUGAAGCAUCACUAAUCGAAAACCACCUACUAGUGAUAUUACCACUUCUUCAUGAAGAUGUCAAAGCAUAUACGCUGUUUCUUCCAAGUCAAUUCAUGAAAGCUAAUGGCAUCGACAUACUUUUCGGAAAGAUACUUUUGUUGGGUAGAAAAGAAUCUGAGUGGUGUGGAUGUCUAUUGUCAAGAGAUGGAAACGUAUCUGUAGGAUAUGGUUGGAGAAACUUCUGUGAAGCUAAUGGAGUGAAGAUAGGAGACUCGUUCUCUUUAGAAUUCAAGCACAACGUUGACAAUAUCCCGGUACUUCAAUUUCGUCCCAAACUCCGAUCCGGGGAAUAAACAUAAAUGUUUAAGUAUGUUAAACUCAGAAAGCCAUUUAUUUUCGUUUGUGAAGCUAAAGAAACUGGCUAAUAAAUAAGCAUUAUCAUGUCUACUUCAUUCAAAGGAGUAUAUGUUAUUUAAUCAAAGAUGUGUUUUCUUUCUAUUUUGUGUCACAAACUUUAUAUUAAUUAUAGU
This is a messenger RNA of Camelina sativa (false flax), 1553 nucleotides long. Its product is annotated as B3 domain-containing protein REM-like 2. The record is from RefSeq and is a predicted model, not a curated record. Gene Ontology annotation, molecular function: DNA binding. Lineage: Eukaryota; Viridiplantae; Streptophyta; Magnoliopsida; Brassicales; Brassicaceae.